Colletotrichum phormii is the source of this 492-nucleotide messenger RNA. RefSeq lists its product as uncharacterized. NCBI's taxonomy places the organism in Eukaryota, Fungi, Ascomycota, Sordariomycetes, Glomerellales, Glomerellaceae. The coding region runs from base 1 to 492 and encodes 163 amino acids. The record is from RefSeq and is a predicted model, not a curated record. The transcript has a single exon.
AUGGCCAAAGGCAACAUCUUCAAGACCAGACGUCGUCGCGUCGAAGUGCAGAGGGAGAUUGAAGAAGAACAGACUAGUUACUAUGGCACUUUUCAGACUCCAAGCGACGCAAGCCAGGAAAGCCAAAGCAGCGUCGGCGGCACCAACGAAGACAGCGGCGUUUCCGGCCCAUACCAAAUAACCUGGCCCUUCUCCUACGAGAUGUUCCAGACCCAUGCGUCUCGCCAGAGCGACGGUGGCGUGAGCCUUCUCGAGGAUGCCAGGUGGGAGUGCUGCAACUGCGGUUUUUACAAUACGAUGCCGGCACAGGGGCUUAGGCUGAUGCACUGGCGGAACCCUGAGGGCUGCGUGGUGAACCCGGGGUCGAAGGAGGUACACGAUGGACCUGCUGAUUGUUGUGCGAUUGUUGGGCCCGAGGGGGCUUGGAAUCCCAUGGAUGUCUUGCACCUGAGGUAUCUCACUGAGGGGGCGAUGGCGAUGAAGAGGGUUUGA